CAAUGGGGCGGCGGGAGCUGCUUACGCCUUUGAUGCCAUGCCACACUGCACCACCGACAGCCUGUCGCGUUGUUAGCCUGGGAGAUGGAGUGGCAUUGGAGCGCGUACCCCCAUGGCGAAUGCGCCGCCGAAGUCAUUGAGAAUGACCCACGGGCACGGAUCUCUUGUGUGGUCCAUCGCGAAGUGUGUGGGAAAAGAGAAGCAAGCACGACGGGAGCGCGGACGGGCGUGGCAAGGACGGAUGGGAUGCUGUGGGCGGGUUGCUGGUGUUGAGUGAUGCGCUCAACUUUUCUCGAGCGACCCUGGCCGCUGACGCCAAUCCAAUUGAAUCGGGGCCGCGGCACGUGACAGUCGGCCGGGACCGGGCCGACAUCAUUGCUUCCACCGCGACGACUGCUCGUCGCAUGCCCCGACUUGCUGCACCGCCAUGUCAACACUUGCCCAAUCCAUGUCUUGUGUUCCAUGUACGUGCAUGCGGCUUGGUUAUCCCAGCUCCACGACUCAGCUCAGCGCGAAUGCGGGCCUGGACGCUAUCACGAUGCAGGCUCUUAGGGGAAGGUGAACACCGGCGAUAUAGCAACAGGUCCAGUGUGAAGCCGUAUAGUAACCCAGUUCGCUCCAGCACUGACUGUUAUACAUACGACUGGCAAAGGCCUCGGCUUGCACUCGGUGUUCAUGUCGCCGCGAAUGGCAGGCCGUGCAGCCUGCUUUCAUCAAUGCGAGACCAAAGUUGGACUUCUGUCACUUCGGGUGCGUACUCAACGCCACGACCAGUCGAGCCACGCCUCGUUGACUGGGUCUGGACUCAGGCAGCGCUCCGGGCGGCCACUCACGUGUAUCUUGCGCAAGAGAGAGGAAGACUUGGUGGUGAGAACGCCAAGCAGGUGAGAGACGGUGAGCUCCCCUGCCAUGAGACCAAGGCGAACGUGAACAUCCGCAACUCGCACUCACCUGUCCUUGCCAUCUCGAUCUUCAUGGCCCCUCUCAUUUCUUUUGUCCCACUUUCCUGCACGUAUGACUCCUCCACACAUGUCACACUACAUGUUUACGUUCCUCUUGUACAGUCCUCCAUAGCCGUCUCUGCACAGUAGCUCAACACAGUGGUCGAGACGGCACCCAGUUUGACGGACUGCCAUUCGUUGUUGGCCGGGUGCAGCCUUGGCGCUUUCUAUCGUUUGCUUCGACUGCUUCACCACGACUUCAGCGACGCUUCU
Messenger RNA from Paraphaeosphaeria sporulosa, 1214 nucleotides. RefSeq lists its product as uncharacterized. The transcript has a single exon. The coding region runs from base 405 to 1091 and encodes 228 amino acids. Lineage: Eukaryota; Fungi; Ascomycota; Dothideomycetes; Pleosporales; Didymosphaeriaceae. The record is from RefSeq and is a predicted model, not a curated record.